This is a messenger RNA of Penicillium mononematosum, 483 nucleotides long. RefSeq lists its product as uncharacterized. NCBI's taxonomy places the organism in Eukaryota, Fungi, Ascomycota, Eurotiomycetes, Eurotiales, Aspergillaceae. The transcript has 3 exons. Bases 1 to 483 code for a protein of 160 amino acids. The record is from RefSeq and is a predicted model, not a curated record.
AUGCGUUUCUCCUCCCUCGCUAUCCUGUCUCUGGCCUCCGCCGCCGUCGCCGCCGACCUCAAGACCUGGAACGAUGUCGUCGGCGACGUGCCCUCCUGCAUCAAGACCUGUCUUGACACCUUCUACAGCAGCUCCGGUCUCGAAGACAAGUGCGGUAGCGCCGAUUCCGCUGACGUUACUUGCAUCUGUGAUAUCAGCGGUUCCGCUUCCGAGUACCGGGACGAGUCCACCAAGCUGAGCACUUGUAUCCAAGACAAGUGCGAAACCAACGAGCUCGCCGAGGCUGCUAGCACGCUCAAGGGCUUCAUGGAGCGUUUCCAGAGCCUCGAAGGCCAAAGGGCUCCUCCCGACUCUGACUCCGACUCUGAGUCUGACUCUGAGUCUGAGUCCGAGUCCCAGCCCAACGGCGCCGGCUCCCUGGUCCCCGGAUUCAACGCCAUGAUCGCCUCUGGUGCUCUCCUCUUGGUCGGCGCCGCCCUCUAA